This is a messenger RNA of Naegleria fowleri, 1269 nucleotides long. RefSeq lists its product as uncharacterized. Gene Ontology annotation, biological process: double-strand break repair via homologous recombination; telomere maintenance; reciprocal meiotic recombination. The record is from RefSeq and is a predicted model, not a curated record. Bases 1 to 1269 code for a protein of 422 amino acids. Gene Ontology annotation, molecular function: ATP binding; four-way junction DNA binding; single-stranded DNA binding. Gene Ontology annotation, cellular component: replication fork; centrosome; Rad51B-Rad51C-Rad51D-XRCC2 complex. The transcript has a single exon. Lineage: Eukaryota; Heterolobosea; Eutetramitea; Acrasida; Naegleriidae.
AUGCCUCUAUUGCUCGAACACCGUUCUGCCAUCCCAUCUUCCCUCUACAAGCUGCUGAUCGGAAGUGGUAUCAAUAGUGUGGAAGAAGUUGUGUUUUCAAACAUUGGAAAUUUAUUAAAAAAGAUUUCUCGAUUUUAUGCAUCAGUGAUGUAUGAGAGAAGUCAUGAAGAAAUCUCAUCGGAACAACCACAUAAUCAGCAUCAAAUUGUGGAACAGCCAUCAACGGAACUGACGAGACAAGAAAUUGUGAUGGUAGAAGAUGUUGAUGAAAAUCAAGAAAAAACUACCAACUCGGAUUUAUCCAACAUUAAGUUUGAUCCAACAGUUGUUAAAAAGCAACUUUAUAUUUUACAAGAAUAUUUCAUCAGUAGAUAUGCCCCAAAAUCUGUGAGCGUUGAACAAAUGCUAUUGAAUAAUGAGAAGACUCAAAUUCAGCCUCUCAAUACAGGAAGCGGUACUCUAGAUAUGCUUCUUGGUUCUGGAAUACAUAUUGGAGAGUUGACAGAAAUAUUGGGCUAUCAAUCAAGUGGAAAGACAAGUUUAUGCAUGACAGUCGCUCUCAACAGCAUUAUUGAGAAAAACUCAAAUACUGUUCUUUGGAUUAGUUCAAACUCCUCUUUUAAUGCUAGAGAUUUUGCAAAACUUUACGAGGCUAAAAGCACUCUUUAUAGAGAGCAAAUAAGACAAUCUCAACUAGAAUCUCAGACUUCAAACUCUGGAGAUGGAAAUGAUAUAUGCUCUCUCUGUGAAACAUUGUACAAAAUUAGAGUUCUUGAUAUAAUGUCAGCUCUUGAGUUAAAAAGCAUGUUACUGGAACUUGUGAACAUAAUUGAAAGUGGACAAGAUGCAUUCUACAACACUCUCAGACUUGUGGUCAUUGACAGUUUGGCAGUCAUACUCUCGCAGCUAUUUCCUACAAGGGUCAACUCAAAAGUUUCCGAAAAAGAAGAUUGUAGUUUUGAUGAGCUAAUUCGGCUAAUGAAGAAAAUUGCCAGAAAAUACCAUAUUGCGUUUCUGUACACUAACUAUACCAUCAAUGAAAUGGACGAUAGAACAACGCUCGGAGAGUCAUGUAAAUAUUUUUCACACGUUCGUCUAUUGUGUAAGCGCCUCGAGAAACAGCCUAUCAACGAAGAAGGAACUUUCUUUGAGGCCAAGCUUAUCAAAUCACCGAGAAGAUCCUUAACUCAUCCAAGAGUUUUCUUCCAAGUAAUGAGUCUAGGAGUUGUAGAUGUCAUUGACAUGAAUAUGUUGCCUUUAUUCCGUUGA